Oryza sativa Japonica Group (Japanese rice) is the source of this 942-nucleotide messenger RNA. RefSeq names its product protein NONRESPONDING TO OXYLIPINS 2, mitochondrial. NCBI's taxonomy places the organism in Eukaryota, Viridiplantae, Streptophyta, Magnoliopsida, Poales, Poaceae. The record is from RefSeq and is a predicted model, not a curated record.
CUCUCAGUCUCAGCCGACGCCCUCCUUCCUCCCCUCGCUUCUCCGCCGCCACUUCUCCUCGCCCUCGCGCACUCCACCGCCGCCGCCGCCUCUCGUCUCCGUCUCCAACCAAAGAUAAUGGCGUCUCUGGCCCGCGCCGCCGCCUCCGCCGCGAGGGCCGCGCUCCGCCCGGCGCCACUCGCCGGCCGCGUCCUCGGCUCGCCGCUCCCCACGCCCCUGGCCCCCGCCCGGGCCGCCCGCAUCCUCCGCAGGUCGGCGGCGGCGGCGUCCGCGGGGCUGGAGACGCUGAUGCCCCUGCACAGCGCGGUGGCCGGGGCGCGGCUGAGGUCCUGCAUCGCCGCUGACUCCUCCUGCUGGAGCUCGCUGUCCCAAGGUUUAAAAAAGCGCAUCUGAUCAUGGCUAGGAGCUGUGCUGCAGUGAAGCGAAGACACACUGAGUUUAAACAAAUUGCAUUUAUUUGCAGAUAGUUCUAGAACUCCAGUUUUUGCAGUUGCUCCAUGUGUGUACUCCUGUUAGCACAAUAAUGGAGCAAGCAAAAAGUUAGUUCCUUUGUAACAACAUGCUUGACUCUGGUUUUCAGUCAAUCUUGAUAAUGACCAAAUGCAUUCCUGUUUUUAUUUUGAGCCGGAGAUAAAGCAACUCGUAAUUGAAAUGAGGCAACGAUUGUGUAUUCAUGACCUGACUUGCUCUUAUAUUUGGUGAUAUAGGAUAUGCUUUGCCUUUGUGACAGAGAGCUGCACCUGAAGAAAUCAAUGAACAUUAUUAGGAAUUACAGACAUUGCGUUCUGGGCUGUAACACCUAGAUAACUGUGUGGUGUUGCCUUCAAACUUGUUUUGGUUUUGUAAUGUGCUUCAACUGGGUUUUUUGAAUAAUAUCUGUUGAUCCUGGGAUCUAUGGCCCAUGAAUUAUCCUCUUCAGUACGAUUGAUUGUUGCUGCGUUU